Messenger RNA from Penicillium daleae, 714 nucleotides. RefSeq names its product translation machinery-associated protein 20. Gene Ontology annotation, molecular function: RNA binding. Gene Ontology annotation, biological process: formation of translation preinitiation complex. The record is from RefSeq and is a predicted model, not a curated record. NCBI's taxonomy places the organism in Eukaryota, Fungi, Ascomycota, Eurotiomycetes, Eurotiales, Aspergillaceae. The transcript has a single exon. Bases 1 to 714 code for a protein of 237 amino acids.
AUGUCUUGCAGUAUCCCACCGAGCAACCGCUCCAAGGUCAAGUCCUCCGCAGCUCGCGCCUUACGGCAAAAGCUGCUGGAGACUUACCCCGGCUUUGAGCCCUACAUCGAAGAGAUCAUGCCCAAGAAGGCCUCUCUCGAAGCAGUCAAGCUGUACGCACUCCUCCCCCUCCCUAGCACCUCCAAUCCUCACCCUCGUCUCCCAUCUACACCACAAAAUUACGUCCAACGAUGCCAUCCCCCAGCACCAACUCCCCAAGAACACAAACUCAACCCCCAAAACAAAGAUAAACCCGAAACUAACACCCCCUCCAACACCCCUAGCCCCGAACGCGCUACCCUCUACACAAUAGACUCCACCCCGCUCUUCUUCCAACGUUUCGACGACCCCCCAAUCCCCCACCUCCGCCUCCUCCACGCUUACCCCACCGCCCUCCCAACAAUCCAAAUCGACCGCGGCGCAAUCCGCUUCGUUCUCUCCGGCGCCACCCUAAUGGCCCCCGGCCUGACCUCGCCGGGCGGCCGUCUCCCGGACGCAGAGCACGCGCUGGAGGCUGGGCAGGUCGUUGCUAUCAAGGCGGAGGGGAAGGAGGAGAUUUGUCUUGUUGGUGCGUUGAAGGUUGGCACGGAGGAGAUGAAGAGUAAGGGGAAGGGGGUUGUUAUGGAUGAGGGGCAUUAUUUGGGUGAUGGGCUCUGGACGUUGCAGUUGGAUUAG